Paramecium sonneborni is the source of this 2514-nucleotide messenger RNA. The record is from the annotation of a GenBank genome assembly. Lineage: Eukaryota; Ciliophora; Oligohymenophorea; Peniculida; Parameciidae.
AUGUAUUAAUAAAAUUGGUAAGUGGACAGAUAUUAAGAUGAAAUAUUUCUUGAUAAUGAUGAAGUAUUUUAAGAAGAUGAUGUACCAACUAUAUUUGAUAUAGUAUAUAGAGAAGUGGGGUGUAUUCUACUAAAAUAUACCAACCUAAAUCUUAUAACUUGCCCUAAUACUCUUCAUUAUAUAACCUUAAAAUUCAAUAAAGAUGAACCAUUAUCAUUUCUCUUUCAACCCAACUAUAUUUUAGUUGAAUAAUUAGCAGUAAAUCCAGCUUUAAAAGAGAUAGCUGAUUAACUCUAAAUUGAGGAUUUAAUUAAUCAUAAUUAAAAUGAUCCUGAGUAUUUUUAAGACUAUAAUUAACAUUUAAUAGAAGAAAUAUUUAAAUCUCAUUUAAAUUAAGUUUAAGAAAUAUUUUUAAGAUAAAUUGAACUACUUUAAGAAUAAACAAAAAGAUCUUAAGUUAAUUAAGAACUUUAAUAAAUAUUUUAAGAUAUAUAGUUUUAAUUUCCAUUAAAAUUAGAAUUGAAAAAUCCUGAAUUACCUGAGAAUAAAAUUAAAUAUAAAUUAUUUGAAUCUCUUUAAUAAUUGUAAUUUAACUAUUUGAAUUCUUAAUGUCAAAUUAAUAAAUCUAUUAAAUUAGAAUGCUCAGAAAAUGCAUAACAGUUUUCAGGAUAAAAAAAUCAAUAGGAAUGCAUUUAAUUGAUAACAUAGAUUUAACCAUUAGUUAUUAGCUCUUUAAAUAAAGAGAAAAUUAAAACAAUAUUAAAUUGGUUAAUUUAAUAACAGAUUGCUAUACCUGAAAUCAUACUUUGUGCUGAAUUGAAAAAUAGAGGAAAUGGAAUGAAUUUAACUUUUAAUCCUAAUUAAUAGAUUUUGAAUAUAUGUGCAUUUUAUUAUAACUCAUUUUGUUAAGCUCAUCAAUUUUAAUUAGAAACUAAAACUAUUAAAGAAGAGAACACCGAAGAAGCUAAAACUUAUUAAGAAUACCAAGUUGGAAAAGUAAAGAUUAAAAUUACAGAAUAUUAUUUAUUGAUAAGGAUGAUAGAUUUGGUUGUUCAAUAAAAAGAAACUCUAAAAGCAAAAAUCAUUUAAUAAUUCAAAUAUUCUUAAUUAAUUAAUUAGAUUAAAAAACUGUCAAGGGUUUAAGAAACAGAUGCUCAUUUCAGGACAGUAAAAUAAUUCAUAGAAAAGUUAGAACAAAUUUUACUUAUUUAUGAUGAAUCUCAAAAGGAUAUACAAAAAGAAUUCAUAAAUCAAGUUGAGAAAAAUAAUUAAGUUUAAUUAGAUAAUUAAAGUGAAAACGAUGAUGAAAAUAAACCAAUAAAAUCUUAAAAAAGAUAUUACAGGUUACUUAAAUUAGUUGUUAAAUUAAUAUUGAUAGAAUCAAUUGAACAAUAAAUACCAAUUCCUGAGAUUAUGACUUGUUUAUGGUUUAAAAAACAUAAAGAAAAAAUAGUAGAAGGCUAAUUAAUUAAUUAAAAUUCUGUUUAAAUAUUACCUUCUAAAUAGAGAUUGAUUCCAUUUAUAUAAAAUGAUCAAAGAUUGAAGCUUAAAUAAUAAUAAGUAAAAUUAUAAACUCUUUUGGAGUUGCCUGAUACAGCUACUUAAGAAUUACAAGAUUUUGAAAAUUUUCUCUAAUAAUUUAAUAUUGAAAUUAAAUAUGGAAGAGAUGUGGUUCUCAUUGAAAAAAUACUUAUUAUUGUAAAUGAUAAGAAAGAAAAUAUCUAAGAUCAAUUAAUAUAAGUUAUGAGUGAUUAUUAAAAAAUUGAGAAAUUAAAAGAUUAAUUGAAAGAGAAAUUAAUUUUGCUUCCUAAAUUGAGAACAAAAAAAACUCAAAUUAAUGAUAAACCUAUAUUAGAAAAUAUUAUAAAUAUAAUAGAUAAUUUAUAAUCAUAUAUCAGUUAAAUUAAAAAGAUUAUGCCUUGCUUAAUUACAAAAUAAAUAAAUAAUGUUCCAAAAACCUAAUUAUAAACUAUUUAAAGUUAAUAAAAUUAAUAAUUUGAAAAAUUAGAUAAAGAUGGCUUGAAAGUAUUUAUAUUAUGUGGAUUAAUUACUUUAAUUGAUAAUGAAGUACCUUUACCUGAAUUUAUAUAAUAUUUAGGAAUAAAAAAUAAAACAUAAAAAUUUAGUCUUUAAAUUAAUAAAAAUCAAAAAUUAUAAGAAUAUAUAACAUUAUAAAUGUAAUUCCAUAAAGUAGAAAUAACUGAUUAAAUAGAGAGUAAGUUGCUGAUUAAAAAAAUAAAGAUUUAAGAAGGUGAAAAUAUCCUUAAAAUUUCUAGUAAGGAGUAAGUUUCAGAACCUUAAUUAAUUAUAAGAGCGUUGAAACUAAUUACUAAUUGCUAGAUGACAAAAUAGUUAUCAGAAAUAUGGUAGAAACCAUCAGUAUUGAAUUUAAAAAAUCAAGUUUAUAAAAAUUGUUUGAAAAAAAACAAAAAUGAUACUACAAUAGGAUAAAUAAAAAAUUUAUUUUAUAAAAUUGAUAAUAAAUAUGAAAUAUUUAAUAAUGAUUAAUAAUGA